AUGUUUACCACAGCCAUUCGACGAUCCAUCACAACAACAGCACAGCGCCAUUAUGCUACUACACCGCAAGCAUUUCACGUAUUUAAUCGUGAAGCAAAGAAGCUUCAGAAAGAUCGUGCUGCCUUCAACGUGGAAGAGAGUCGUACGGUGGACUACCUCAAAGAUGAAAUAGCAGCUCGUGUAGCAGACAGACUGUUGGACAUCAACCGAGAUUUUGAUACAGUGGUAGAUUUGGGUUCUGGAUGUGGACAUAUUGUAAAGCAUGCCACCAAAGACAUGAUGAAAAAACUAAUCAUGUGCGACAUGUCAGAGAAAUCACUGAACCGAGAUAAAGAUGUAUCUUAUGAGGUCGAGGUUGAAAGACAAGUGGUUGACGAAGAGCAUUUACCAUUUGCAGAGAACUCACUAGACGCCGUUGUCAGCAGUCUUUCGCUGAACUGGGUCAACGAUCUACCCGGUGCAUUGAUUCAGAUCAAAAACUCAUUGAAGCCUGAUGGUGUGUUUAUUGGAGCUAUGUUUGGUGGAGAUACUUUGUUCGAGUUGAGAACAUCGCUACAGCUGGCUGAAGUAGAGAGAGAAAGUGGCAUCUCACCACGUAUAUCGCCUAUGGCUGAUUCAAGUGACAUGUCUCGUAUGUUGACUCGCGCAGGGUUCACGUUGACGACUGUCGAUGUGGACGAGAUUCAAGUGAAUUACCCAAGUGCUUUCGAACUGAUGCAGGAUCUUAGAGCUAUGGGGGAGAGCAAUUCUGUGUUGUCAAGACGACCAUUUUUAAAACGAGAUACGCUUAUGGCAGCAGCAUCGAUCUAUCAGGAGCUACAUGGUAAUCCUGAUGGAACUAUUCCAGCUACAUUUUCCAUCAUUUAUCUUAUUGGAUGGAAGCCUUCUGAAAAUACACCAUUACCGAAAAAACGUGGUUCAGCCAACGCAUCAUUAAAGGACGUGUUGGAGGAAAAAUAG
Mucor velutinosus is the source of this 960-nucleotide messenger RNA. RefSeq names its product Cell division control protein 3. The transcript is spliced from 8 exons. NCBI's taxonomy places the organism in Eukaryota, Fungi, Mucoromycota, Mucoromycetes, Mucorales, Mucoraceae. The record is from RefSeq and is a predicted model, not a curated record. Gene Ontology annotation, molecular function: S-adenosylmethionine-dependent methyltransferase activity. The coding region runs from base 1 to 960 and encodes 319 amino acids. Gene Ontology annotation, cellular component: mitochondrion. Gene Ontology annotation, biological process: mitochondrial respiratory chain complex I assembly.